Molecule: messenger RNA, 1176 nt
Organism: Gastrolobium bilobum
Lineage: Eukaryota; Viridiplantae; Streptophyta; Magnoliopsida; Fabales; Fabaceae
Product: pectinesterase QRT1-like
Exons: 6
Coding region: 1-1176 (391 amino acids)
Biological process (GO): cell wall modification
Molecular function (GO): pectinesterase activity
Source: RefSeq, a predicted model, not a curated record
AUGGCUUUUGGUAGAAGGAUUUUUGCAGCAAGAACUCUCGUCAGAUCAGAUUGUAUUCUAUCGGGUUUUCAAAGUCGUUUUCCAAGUUUAGAUGCGGCAGACAUAAAACAUUUCUUGGCGGUGCAAGGUGUUAGUGGCAAUACUAGAAACUUCAUUACAUGGGAUGACUUCAUAGUGGAUGAGCACAGUCUCUCCUCCGCUGUUAGUGGUAGAGUUAUUGUGGUAGAUCAAAGUGGUAACGGAGAUUCACCAACUGUUCAAGGGGCUGUUGAUAUGAUUCCAGAAGACAAUACAGAAAGAGUGAAGAUAUAUAUUUAUCCAGGAACUUACAGAGAACGAGUGCACGUGCCGAGAAGCAAGCCGUUUAUUUCAUUUAUAGGUAAACCUAACAUAACAGUCAAUGGCAAUGAACUAAAUGUAACGGCCAAUGGCAAUGCACUAAAUGUAACAGACAUUGCCAAUGCCAUACCUAUUAUUACAAAUAGUACUAAGGCCUCAGACAAAGGCUCAGAUGGGCAAGAAAUGGGAACAGAUAGUACAGCAACUGUAUGGGUAGAAUCUGAUUUCUUCUGUGCAACAACUCUUACUAUUGAGAAUUUGGUAGGUAAAGAUGAAGAUAAACGCCAAGCAGUAGCGUUGCGUGUAGAUGGGGAUAAAGUUGUAUUCUACCGAGUUAGGCUUGUGGGGGAACAGGACACUCUCCUAGAUAACAAUGGAACCCAUUAUUUCUACCGAAGUUACAUUCAAGGAUCCGUUGACUUUAUAUGUGGCAAUGCAAAAUCAUUGUUCCAUGAGUGUUUACUAUACUCUGUGGCUGGGUUUUGGGGAGCAAUUGCAGCUCAUCACAGGGAUUCAGCAGAUGAAGAUACCGGAUUUUCAUUUGUUGGUUGCACAAUUAAUGGAACCGGUAGUAUCUUCCUUGGGAGAGCUUGGGGGGAAUAUGCAACGACAAUAUAUUCAUACUGUGUCAUGGACGAUAUCAUUAACCCCAUUGGAUGGAGCGAUUGGGACAUUCCAUCUAGACAGAGUACUGCGAUGUUUGGGGAAUACGAGUGUUCAGGAAAAGGAUCGAAUAGAACUGAGAGGGUAGAAUGGUCAAAAGCUUUAAGCAGCGAGGAAGCAAGGCCUUUCCUGGGCAGAGACUACAUUAAUGGAGAUAGAUGGCUUAGAUUAUGA